AUGGAAUCAAAUGAAGUAAACAGUAUUAAUAAUAAUAAUAGUGGAGCUGCUGGUACUCAAAUAAGUGAAUCAAAAGUGGUGGACAAUGAAUUGAAUGCAAAACAUAAUACAGAAAUAUGGAAUUCAGUGAAUUCAAUUGCACCAUUAGAUGAUCAAUUUAUCCAAUCUUUACAACAGAUUGAACAAUACAAUAAAAAUUUAAUAAUUGAUAAUAAAUUAAUAAGCAAUGAUACUAAAACAUCAAAAUCAUUAAUAAAAACUAGCACUAGUUCUAGCAAGACGACAUCUGUCAAUCAAUUUAUAAAGUUGCAUGAACAACUUGGAGUUGACUGCGUUGAAAAUGAUUUUGAAGAGAAUGAAAUUGUGUUGAGACGAUAUUGUUUACACAUGCAAACAUAUGCAGAUAGAUAUUUUAAAUUAAGUGAACAGAUAACAAGAACAGUGAAUGAAUUAACAUUGUUAUUGAAUCGAUAUGUGCGAGUAAGUGAAUCAACGCACGUGUUGGACGUGCACUCACGUCAACUAGUCUCCAUUCAACAGCAACUUAAACAAAUCAAUACGAUAUUAACAAAAGAAUUAAAUUAUUAUUUAACAUCACGUUUAGUAUUACAACGUAUUAACUUUAACAACAAUAAUAACGCUGGUCAACAACAACAUCAACAUCAACAUGGUUCAUUUAGUUCAAUUAACAAUUUGGUUGGAACUCAACAGUUUUAUCAAAUAUUAGAUCAAAUUGAUGAUGGUAUUCAAUAUACGUCUAGUCAUCCAUUACAUAAACAAUCAGAAUUAUAUUGCAAUCAAUACAAGUAUUCAUUGUCUGUUGUUAUAACAUUAAUAAAAACUUAUAUAACAAAUGUAUUGGAACAAGCAACAAACGAAGCGAUAACAAGUAGUACAAAUACAAAUACAAGUACUAGUACAAGUACUGAACAACAACAACAACAAUUAAAAUUGAGUACAACAACAGAUACAGAAUUAGAUCCAGCUAUCUCAUAUUAUUAUGGUAAAUUCCAAGCAGUUUCUUAUAAAAUUCAACCAAUUAUACAACAAAUAGAAGCAAGAUGUCACAAGAAUAAAGAGUAUGAACAUUUAUUAAAUGAAAUCCAACAAAUCUACGUGGAUAAACGUUACGAACUGAUGAACGACAGCAUUGGCAACUCAAUCAAAACGUUGGCUUCCAAGAAUCAAUCGGAUCGUUCUUUAUUGUUUAGAACUGCUUGUUCUUUGUUCAUGUUGUUGUGUCAAGAUGAACAUCAAUUGUAUUACGUGUUCUUUAGUACAGGAGCUACACCAAACAACACGUCUGCUUCCACUGCUAAACUACAACAAUAUCUAGCAUCAAUAUGUGAACACUUGUACGACACUUUACGUCCAUGCAUUGUUCACAUUGAACAUAUUGAAAUAUUAUGUGAACUCUGUUCAAUCUUAAAAUAUGAUGUUUUAUUUAACAUUGAACACAAUAAUAUAGAUAAAGAUCGUGAAGCGUUGCAAGCUUUUAAUACAGUUGUACAAGAAUUACUACGUGACAUACAAGAGCGUUUAGUGUUUAGAUCACACAUUUACUUUAGAUGUGACAUCUUACAAUAUCAACCUAGUGCUGGAGACCUGGCGUAUCCGGAGAAGCUACAAAUGAUGAUGAACAUUGUAAGUCAACAGAACGAGUCAUUACAGUCCGAAUACAAACACAGAGACAGAGACAGACAGCAGAAUACAAACACAUCAUCGACGUUACGUCGUACUGAGUCAUCACAAAGUGUCGUCUCAUCGGUCAAUCAAAGUGCGAGUGUGAGUGUGAGCGCAGUGUCAUCACAUCAACCUAAACCCAUCACGAUCACUGACCUGCAAGGCAUGUGGUAUCCAACCAUCAGACGAUGUUUACAAUGUUUGUCGAGAUUGUAUCGAUGUGUGGACGUUCAAACAUUCCAAGGAUUGUCUCAAGAAGCCAUCUCGUUCUGUGUUAUUAGUAUUAAUAAUGCUGGAACGUUAAUAACACAGCGUAAAAGUCCUCUAGAUGGUGAUCUAUUUCAAAUAAAACAUUUACUCAUAUUACGUGAACAAAUAGCAGCAUUCCAAGUGGAUUUCACUGCCCGUGAAACUACACUAGACUUUACCAAAGUGAAAGAAGCAGCUGCUGACUUGAUGCAUCGUAAAAACUUGUUUAAAAUGGAUUCAAACAAUGCCAUUCUUAAGUUCUUGCUAGAAGGUACACCUCAAGUGAAAGAACAUUUGCUGGACUCCAAAAAGGAUGCAGACCUUCAAUUGAAGAAGACAUGUCAACAUUUAAUUAUGCACGUUACCAAUUUGUUAAUUGAUCCACUGCAACAAUUAAAUCAAAAAAUUCAGGAUUAUCGAAAAGUUUGUGGUCAAGAAUUUAAUUUACAAAAAUUUCGUGCUGAAAAAUGGACUGAACCAGAAAAUUUAGCAAGUAUUGUGAACAACGUGAAACGUAUUAUAAAAACACGUAUUACACCCAUACAGAAUUCAAUGACGCUGUACAUUCACAACCGUGAAACUGAAUCCAUACUAUUUCGUCCAAUAAAGAAUAAUAUAAUUGGUGCAUUUGUUCAAUUAGAACAAUUAUUAUCAGAAUGUUUAUAUGAAUGGAAUGAAUUGUUAACAAUCAGUUGUCCUACAGCUGAUCAAGUUUCAUUAAUGUUGUCAUCAGUCACUCUUUUAAACUCCCAACAACAACAGCAACAACAACAACAACAUUCUAUUAAUAUUGUUGAUAACUCUACCAACACUACUAAUGUUAACAAUAAAUAA
Molecule: messenger RNA, 2766 nt
Organism: Chrysoperla carnea
Lineage: Eukaryota; Metazoa; Arthropoda; Insecta; Neuroptera; Chrysopidae
Gene: Cog3
Product: conserved oligomeric Golgi complex subunit 3
Exons: 9
Coding region: 1-2766 (921 amino acids)
Biological process (GO): intra-Golgi vesicle-mediated transport; Golgi organization; intracellular protein transport
Cellular component (GO): cis-Golgi network; membrane; COG complex
Source: RefSeq, a predicted model, not a curated record